Messenger RNA from Drosophila novamexicana, 2695 nucleotides. It is a transcript of the gene Fcp1, whose product is annotated as RNA polymerase II subunit A C-terminal domain phosphatase. The record is from RefSeq and is a predicted model, not a curated record. Gene Ontology annotation, cellular component: nucleus. Gene Ontology annotation, molecular function: RNA polymerase II CTD heptapeptide repeat phosphatase activity. The transcript has 7 exons. NCBI's taxonomy places the organism in Eukaryota, Metazoa, Arthropoda, Insecta, Diptera, Drosophilidae. The coding region runs from base 45 to 2675 and encodes 876 amino acids.
AACAAAACUAAAAUCUGUAUAUAUACACGAAUUGUAAAUAAAGUAUGCAAAAGACCAGCGUAGAGGACAAGACGCAUGCCAUCCAGAUUGCGUCGAAGCCAAGAAAGGAUGUGGACGAUGGUGGCGGCGGCGUUGGAGGCGCCAAUCGUAUCAUUGUAAAUGCAGCGCUUGGAGCGACUGAGACACGCAUACGAAUCAAUAAAUGGCGCGUACGCGAAGGGCAAAACGUUUCAGCGGCACAAAUCCUGUUCCUGUACCAACAGCUCGGCGAUGAUGGGAAACCAAUCAAAGAGGGCGAUGCCACUUUUCUAAAAUACAAGUCAAAUCAAGCUGGAGUGGUUAGAAAGCGGCUACGCAAAGAAGGCGAAAUAGUGAUAAAAGGAGAUGCGCUUUUGGAGUUAUCCGAAUGCAUACACACAACCGUUAUCAAGGACAUGUGCGCAGACUGCGGCGCAGACUUAAGGCAGAACGAUAAUGGACAAACAUCGGAGGCAUCGGUGCCCAUGGUGCACACAAUGCCCGAUUUGAAAGUUACACAGAAACUGGCCCAAAAGCUUGGACACGAUGACACACGCCGCCUGCUCGCCGAUCGCAAGCUGGUGCUGUUGGUGGAUCUCGAUCAGACGGUUAUACACACUACCAACGAUACGGUGCCGGACAACAUCAAGGGCAUCUACCACUUCCAAUUAUAUGGCCCACAGUCACCCUGGUAUCACACGCGUCUGCGCCCGGGCACCGCUGAGUUCUUGGAGCACAUGUCACAGCUGUAUGAACUGCAUAUUUGCACCUUUGGUGCACGCAACUAUGCACACAUGAUUGCCCAACUGCUUGAUCCGGAUGGCAAGUUUUUUUCCCAUCGGAUUUUGUCGCGCGAUGAGUGUUUCAAUGCCACCAGCAAGACGGAUAAUCUAAAAGCGCUUUUUCCCAAUGGCGACUCAAUGGUGUGCAUUAUAGAUGAUCGUGAGGAUGUUUGGAAUAUGGCGUCUAAUUUAAUACAAGUGAAGCCCUAUCAUUUCUUCCAACACACUGGCGACAUUAACGCGCCGCCAGGCUUGUCAAAACACGAGCUAGAUGGCGAGGGUGUUGAUUUUAAGGAGAUUGAUAAAAUUGCCGAAAAAAAAUCGGACGGUGACAAACCAGCGUCGAGUGUGGCAAAAUCCGAAGACGCUGAAGAGAAAAGCGACAAUACAGUUUCAAGCACAAGCAAGGAUGAGGAGGGAAAUGAGGAGUCAGUGGAUAUAUUCGAGCUAGAUAGCGAGACAAAAGAUGCAGAGGCCAAUACCAUUGAAACUAAAGAAACCUAUGUAAAUAGCGUUGAAAAAUUGAAUGGCAAAGCGGCUGCCGACGAACAUUUGAAUGUAGACGAGAAUUCGUCCGGCUUACCAGAAGAGGAAGCGCACAGCAGCGGCAAGCAUGGAAGCGAUAGUGAUGAUAUUGUUGUGAUUGAUGACGUGCCCGCGGAAAGCUCAAAGGGCAGCAAUAAUGCUGAGAAAUUGGUGCCCAAGAAAGAAGAUGACGAAAGCAUCGCCUCGUCCACAAGCGGCGAUGAUAAGCGGCUGGCAGAGGGCGACGAUGACGCCGCAAAAACCAAUGAUGAUGUGGCCACAACAUCUCAAAGCCACUGUCCAAAUGUUAAAAUAUCCAAUGAUGGGCUGAAACAAAUCGAAAUCGAGGAUCCCGAUGACUAUUUACUCUAUUUGGAGGUUAUAUUGCGCAACAUACACAAGCGCUUCUAUGCGAUCUACGAUGAGACAACAGAAAUACCCGACCUCAAAAUCAUUGUGCCGAAAAUCCGAUGCGAAGUGCUACGCGGUCAAAAUCUAGUCUUUUCCGGCUUGGUGCCGACCCAAAUGAAGCUGGAGCAAUCGCGCGCCUACUUUAUAGCCAAGAGCCUGGGCGCCGAGGUGCAGUCGAACAUUAACAAGGACAUAACACAUCUGGUGGCCGUCAAUGCAGGCACCUACAAAGUCAAUGCGGCCAAAAAGGAGUCCAAAAUCAAGGUGGUCAAUGCCAAUUGGCUGUGGGCCUGUGCCGAACGCUGGGAGCAUGUAGAUGAACGUCUAUUUCCGCUGGAUCGCAAGGUGCGCAACAAGGGCCGCCAGCCGCCAGCGCAUUGUCACAGUCCCGAGCAUGUGGUCAACUACAGUGAGAGAUCUGAAAUUUCGCCAUCGAGCAGCAUGCAGCAGGAGCAAGGUGGCAACUUCCGUGAAACGCUGAAUCCGCUGUUGGUGUUUACCAAUGCGGACAUUGAGUCCAUGAACAAAGACUACGAGACGUUCUUCGAGUCGGACUCCUCCAGCGACGAAGGUCCUGUCAACUUUGAAAAUCCGCCCAUGGACAAAAAAUUACUGAAGCGCAAGCGCGAGGACGAGAGCUCAAAUCGCGCACAUGAUUUCUUUACACGCGCUGAAGAUGUCAUGCUGGCCGCUCCCAGCAACGUUGCGGAUUUCGAUAAGAGCUCCAACGAGGGCGAUGAAAAUGAUGACGAGGAAAAGGAGGACGAAGACGAUGACGAGAUGCCAAGUGCUAAGUUUAGGCGCGGCGAAGAAUUGCCCUCAGAUUUGGAAAUGGGCUCCGAUUCCAACAGUGAAAACAAUCAGGAGGAUGAGGAUGAUGGUGAAUGGAACAUGAUGGGCGCAGCUUUGGAGCGUGAAUUCCUCGGACUAGAAGAUUAGAUUAUUGAUUUCGAACUGGA